This is a messenger RNA of Microdochium trichocladiopsis, 2214 nucleotides long. RefSeq lists its product as uncharacterized. Lineage: Eukaryota; Fungi; Ascomycota; Sordariomycetes; Xylariales; Microdochiaceae. Bases 270 to 1955 code for a protein of 561 amino acids. The record is from RefSeq and is a predicted model, not a curated record. The transcript is spliced from 3 exons.
GCAUGCCAGGCGACCAAUCCCAUCACGCGCUUCCGUUAGAGACAGCAAGGCUAUUCGUCGCCCCAACGAGACAAGCUGUCUUCCUGGGCUCAAACCUCGCCAACAACAAUCACGCCAAACUAUCUCUGCGGACUCCCACUAGCGCAAUCGAUUCUACCAGAAGUCAUCUCCCGUGCCCGACCAAGACCGGCUGUCAUUCACAAAGCGUCGUCCCGAUUGCCUGCGCCUGCGAGACUUGAGCUGUCCCGUCAGACUCCUCUCUAGCCAAGAUGGCUGACGACGAGAAGGCCCAGAAACUGGCGGCGGCCAAGAAGCGGGUCGAGCAAAUGAAGAAGAAAAACGCCAAGAAGAGCGGCGCAAAGAGCUCGACAAAGGACAAAGAACAACCCAAGGAAGAGCCGCCGCGAAAAGAGAACCCCAAGCCUGCAAAGGACGAUGAGGAUUCGGAGAAAGAGGAAGAAGAAGAAGAAGAAGAAGCAAACACCGCCGCCGCAACGGGCAAGCCUCCGGCCGACGCCGUCAGCGACCUCCCCAAGCCCACAGACGAGCCGCCAAUGUCCCCCACCACAGUACAGCAGUCGAAGCUGCGGUCGUCCUCGUUCCGCCAUGGCCCGCUUUCGCCAACCAUUGGGUCGGCGGGCGAGGGCGAGACGGCGCCCGACAUCUACCGCAAGCAAGUCGCCCGCAUCGAGGAUCUGGAGAAGGAGAACAAGCGGCUGGCCAAGGAAGCAGCGGACAAUGAGAAGCGGUGGCAGAAGGCCGAAGACGAGCUCGAGGACCUGCGCGAGGGCGAGGACAAGGCGACGGAUGCAGAGGUUGAGAAGUUGAAAUCCGAGCUUGCUGCCCUGCAACGGCAACACGCACAGCUCCAGAGCGCCGCCCAGAGACGACACAGCUCGCAGGCGUCGAUAAGCAUGUCUGCCUCUCCACCCAGCGAGCUGCAAGCCCAGCUCGACUCCAAGUCUGCCACGAUUGAGUCUAUGGAGCUGGAGAUCUCGCGACUCCGUGCCCAGGUGGAGCGGCAGAACACUGAAGGGGGUUCCGAGCGCGAGCAGGUUGCCGCGCUGGAGGAGAAGCUCGCGCGGGCAGAGCAAGCCGCGACAAAGGCGCAGCGUGAGCUCGUCGACGCCAAAAAGAACCUGGAGCGCACCGCGGAGCGAGCUGUCAAGGAAGGCAGCGAGAGGACCAGCGCCGAGACCAAGAUCCGGACGCUGGAGCAGGACUACAAGAAGCUGCAGGAGGAGAAGGACGAGCUGGACAAGAAGGUUGAAGCGCUGGAGAAGAAGGUUGCCGCGCUGGGCAGUCUACACAAGGAAAAUGACAGUCGGUCACAAUCGCUGCGCAAGGAGAAGGAGAAGGCGGAGAAGGAGGCCAAGGAGGCUCUGGCCAAGGUUGAGAAGCUUGAGGCUGAAAACGCACGGCUGCGGAAGAAGGAUGCUGCGGAGGGUGGAGGCGACGACGAUGGCGUGGAAGAGUUGGAGAACGAGGAGAGGCAGCGCAUGGAGAAGAAGAUUCGUGACCUCGAAAGCGAAGUGUACGACCUUCAGAGGGGCAUCUGGCACCAGCGUCGCAAGGAAUUGGAGCCUGGCAUGAUGGACGAUGUCGCAAGCCCUGGCGCCGGCGGGUUCACCAACGUCGACCUCAACAGCGGGCUGGCAUCGCCCACAUCGGCGAGAAAGGGCAGCGGCAAGGGCUUUGGUGACUUUUUCACAAGCGGCCUAAAUGCGUUGACAGGUGCCGGUCACGAAGAGCACGACGGUCUCCUGGAGGACGACGACUUUGAGUUUGACGAAGACGCCUUCCGCAAAGCGCAGGAAGAGGACGCCAAGAACCGCCUCGAGCGCAUCAAAGAGAUCAAGCGCGGCCUUAAGAACUGGGAAGGCUGGAGGCUUGAUCUGGUCGAUGGCCGACGAGGUGGGGGUGGUUAUGGUGGAGGCGAGAUCUUUGAGAUUUAGAACGAGAUAAUGCCUGCUAUAGACCACAUGCGUUGAUCCGCGAAGACCAUGGCUGCCAAGAGGCUUGCAUUCAUCGUGUCACGUUUGAGCGUGGUCCUGCAUGCCAUGCCUGCGUAGUUUCCAGACACUGAGAUUUGCAAAUCGGAAUAAACGCAUUAACAAGUUAUGAUGCCGUGACCUGGGGGCAAAGGGUCUUUCUGAGCACAGGUCCUCCCAAGCCAUGAUGAAUCAGCUUUUUUCAUCGAUGAACUAAUCGAGG